AUGGCAGGGCGUUCGGCCGGAAGUGACCUUGUGAAUCACAUUGUUGGUCUCAUACUCCUUCGACUUAUCACCAACAAGCCGAUCCCUAGACGCAAGAACCCUAUCGAGUCCAUCUACAAACUUCGAGAUGAUUUGAUCCCGGUCGAAGAUUUGCAUAUCUACGGGUCUUCGUAUCAGAAGUUAGACUUUUACACAGGGAAGCCGGAGAGAGACGGGAGCCAGCUUCUUAAGCUACCAUCAACUGACCCCACGAGAUCUAUGGCAUCGAUAUGGAGGUGA
[Torrubiella] hemipterigena is the source of this 279-nucleotide messenger RNA. NCBI's taxonomy places the organism in Eukaryota, Fungi, Ascomycota, Sordariomycetes, Hypocreales, Clavicipitaceae. The record is from the annotation of a GenBank genome assembly.